Messenger RNA from Racocetra fulgida, 129 nucleotides. NCBI's taxonomy places the organism in Eukaryota, Fungi, Glomeromycota, Glomeromycetes, Diversisporales, Gigasporaceae. The record is from the annotation of a GenBank genome assembly.
AAAAUGCUUGGAGUGAAGUAAAAAGAUGUCUAGAAGAGCGUCUAAAAGAGCUAAAGCAAGAGCAAGGAUCGGCCACGAAAAAAGAAAAGCUAAAUAAAUUCAUUAGUGUCCAGGAUUAUGCUACAAAUG